Miniopterus natalensis is the source of this 5796-nucleotide messenger RNA. RefSeq names its product prolyl 4-hydroxylase subunit alpha 3 (gene P4HA3). Gene Ontology annotation, molecular function: L-ascorbic acid binding; iron ion binding; procollagen-proline 4-dioxygenase activity. Lineage: Eukaryota; Metazoa; Chordata; Mammalia; Chiroptera; Miniopteridae. The record is from RefSeq and is a predicted model, not a curated record. Gene Ontology annotation, biological process: peptidyl-proline hydroxylation to 4-hydroxy-L-proline. Gene Ontology annotation, cellular component: endoplasmic reticulum.
GACCUGACGAGGUUCUAUGACAAGGUGCUUUCUCUGCAUGAGGAUUCAGCGACCCCUGUGUCUAACCCUCUGCUUGCAUAUACUCUCAUCAAACGCCUACAGUCUGACUGGAGGAAUGUGGUACAUAGUCUGGAGGCCAGUGAGAACAUCCGAGCUCUGAGGGAUGGUUACGAGAAGGUGGAGCAGGACCUGCCAGCCUUUGAGGACCUUGAGGGAGCAGCAAGGGCCCUGAUGCGGCUGCAGGACGUGUACAUGCUCAAUGUGAAGGGCCUUGCUCGAGGCGUCUUUCAGAGAGUCACUGGCUCCGCCGUCACUGACCUAUACAAUCCCAGCCGACUUUUCUCCCUCACGGCGGACGACUGCUUCCAAGUUGGCAAGGUGGCCUAUGACAUGGGGGAUUACUACCAUGCCAUUCCGUGGCUGGAGGAGGCCGUCAGUCUCUUCCGAGGAUCUUAUGGAGACUGGAAUACAGAGGAUGAGGCAAGUCUAGAGGAUGCCUUGGAUCACUUGGCCUUUGCCUAUUUCCAGGCGGGAAAUGUUUCCUGUGCCCUCAGCCUCUCCCGAGAGUUUCUUCUCUACAGCCCAGAUAACAAGAGGAUGGCCAGGAAUGUCUUGAAAUAUGAAAAGCUCUUAGCAGAGAGCCCCAACCAGGCAGUAGCGGAGGCUGUAAUCCAGAGACCCAAUGUGCCCCACCUGCAGACCAGAGACGCCUACGAGGGGUUAUGUCAAACCCUAGGUUCCCAGCCCACUCACUACCAGAUCCCCAGCCUCUACUGCUCCUACGAGACCAACUCCAGUCCCUACCUGCUGCUCCAGCCUGUCCGGAAGGAGGUCAUCCACCUGGAGCCCUAUGUUGUCCUCUACCAUGACUUUGUCAGUGACUUGGAGGCUCAGAAAAUUAGAGGUCUCGCAGAACCAUGGCUGCAGAGAUCUGUGGUGGCAUCAGGUGAAAAGCAGCUACCAGUGGAGUACCGCAUUAGCAAAAGUGCCUGGCUGAAGGACACCGUUGACCCAAUGCUGGUGACCCUUGACCAUCGCAUUGCGGCCCUCACAGGCCUUGAUGUCCAGUCUCCCUACGCAGAGUAUCUCCAGGUGGUGAACUAUGGAAUUGGAGGGCACUAUGAGCCUCACUUUGACCAUGCUACGUCACCAAGCAGCCCACUGUACAGAAUGAAGUCUGGGAACCGAGUGGCAACAUUUAUGAUCUAUCUGAGCUCGGUGGAAGCUGGAGGAGCUACAGCCUUCAUCUAUGCCAACUUCAGUGUGCCUGUGGUCAAGAAUGCUGCACUAUUUUGGUGGAACCUGCAUAGGAGCGGCGAAGGGGAUGAUGACACACUUCAUGCUGGCUGUCCUGUCCUGGUGGGAGAUAAGUGGGUGGCCAACAAGUGGAUACAUGAGUACGGACAGGAAUUCCGUAGACGCUGCAGCUCAAGCCCUGAAGACUAACAUGCUGGCAGAGAGAAGUUGAUGGAGUCCUGUCGCUUUCCAGAGAAGCCAGAAGCCAAAAGCUGGGGAUUGGAGAGGAAAAAGGAGAACAUCCUUCUGCAAGAGGGCCUAGUCAGCACUGUGUUCCUUGCAAAUAAGAGGCACGGAAGUGGUGUUUACCAGGGAGCACCUGAGAAUUCACUGAGAAACCAUUCACAUUGUUUCUCCUCCAAGCAUGAAUGACAGUAGAAUGGACAAUACAAAGGACGAGGCAAGAAGGCUGGAGAGAGACAUUUCUGGAGAUCAGGGACUCUCUCUUGGGAACAGGACAUAUCAGCAGGCUCUGGGGUUUUCAGUGGGGGCAUUUGCCAUUUUGAACCUUGACACCAGGGGUCCAGAAGUGCAGUGAGGACACCUGCAGGAGGGGCUGGCCCGGCUCCCACGGCUUUUUACCCUUCAGCCCACUGACUUGUGCUGAAGACUAAGCAAGCAGUAUCUCCGUAUCAGGAGUGUACUUCAUAUGAUAAUUCUUUAAAACAGAAAGGAGCUUUUCUUGUAUGUUGAUUUUUAAAUACAGCCACUAAAAUGUUUACAAAUCAUUUUUCACACAGAAUAUUCUUACAUUAUAACACUGAGUGAAAAAAGCAGAGUGUAAAAUUUUAUUUCUGCCAUAAUCUCAACUUGGCUCACCUCCCACCACUCCCCUCUCACUCCAUUCGAGACACAUGACGUUCUUUCUAUUCCUCGAAACCACCAUGCCCUUCGCCCUCAACACCGUCCCCCCUUUCCAAGGCCUCUGUAUUUGCUGCUUCCUCAACUCCUCCUUGGCCAAGCUCUUCUCAUCAUUUCACUCUUGGCUCAGUCCAGCCUUCCAGCCAGUUCCCUUCACAUGAACUGAUUUUUAUUUUCUUUAUAACACGUUUCUUGAAUUGAAAUUACUUGAUUCAUUUGUUUAAUUGUGGCCAGUUGCUUUCCCUGCAGGGUGAAUGCUUUAAGACCCCACUGUAUUUUGUAAAUGCCUCUAUUAUAGCUCCCAUCCCACUGAAUUUCAGUAUUUGUUUACUUGCCUGGCUGUUUACAUUAGACUCUGGGCUCCAUAUUUCUCUUGGUAUCCCCCAGAGGAAGGUCUGGCUUGAAAUAAGUAGGCAUUCAGCAAGUAUUUUUGGAUAAGUGAGUAAGAAGGCAUCCUUUGAGCUGUGCUUUGGGGGACAGGUAGAAUUUUUACAGGCAGAGUCGUAAUGAGAAGCAUUUCCCUGCAAAAGGACAAGAUGAGCUGAGGCUGCAUUGAUGAGUGACUAGUAUUUGAGCAUUUGUGCACAGGGAACAGUCCAGGCAACUCUGCUCAGAUUCCUCAACAGGGGCAGGGGUAUGUGUCUUGCACACAAAGAAGCCACACAGUUAAAUAACUGCAUGGUUAGACGCAGUGCUGCCUCCACCCCCAACCUGCACCUCGCACUUCAGGAUUGCUGCUCCCCAGAGCUCUGUGGCCCCCAAGGCCAGGGUUCUGAUGUGCUGAUAGCCAGCUUCCUGCAGAGCCUUGGUGAGUGCCUGAUCACAUCCCGGUAUUUCUGCCGUGUGUGCCUGGAUUCUGGAAACUGUCUUACUAAGUUAUUCUCAUGUAGGGGAGGAAAAAUAAUUUCCCCCCUACCCUUCUCUGUUCUUAGCUGAGACCUCUGUAAUUAGCGACAAUUACAAAUGUAUUUGCACUGUUAGCCCCAUUUGUUUUUGUUUGUUUGUUUGUUUGUUUGUUUUUUUGAGGGAGAGGAGAGGAAGAUUUUUGGUUUUUAUUGAAGAUGGUUUAUGGAAGAAUGAGAGAAAGCCAAGAAGAAAGAAAGUGGAACAGCCCCGUUUAAAGACAGGUUCCUGCUGUUUGAGCUGGAGCGUCAGGGGCAGGAAGGGGAGGCAAAUAGAAGUUUUUUAACAUGUAUAUAUCAUGUAUACAUGGGAGACACUCAGGGAAAAGUUAGUAGCUCCCUAAGGUGUUGAGAAUUCAAGCUUAAAUACCAUCCUAAUAGGGACAGUAGAGGAUGUAGGCCUCCUUAGGAAAGAUGAAUGGGCACUUAGAAGCACAGGUGGGAGGGAGGCAUGAGAGUUUUUGAUAGUUUGUCUGGGUGCGGCAUCCACUUCUAGUCUCCUCUCCUGUGAUGAGUCCAUUUUUCCUGGUUGAUGAAACUCCUAGGGAGAGGUUCAUGACAACUGAGUUCCUCUUGGAGGACCUGUCUUUAGGAAAAUAAGCAGAGUUCAGAGAAAGCCUCCCCCUGCAUUUGCUGUUUUUCAAAUGCGUAGAGCUCAAAAUAAUCAAUAUGCCAAAGCAGCAUAUGUGGCACAUUCUGCUACCUUCAGUCACAUACUGACAACCUGCCUCCUCCAGCUCCAGAGGAACAGGCCUGAGACAGAAAGCUGUCUGUGGGCCACACUGCUCCCCUUUCUUCACAGCUGCAGGGAUCAGAGCUGGGCCGUCUCAGAACUGUGGGGUGGGUCUGAGCUAAUAACAGCAGUGGUGAACUUCUUGAGUUUCCCAUGUGACAGGCACCUUUCUAAGGGCUCACAUGAGUUAAUGAAACUCUAAGGGCUCUGUGAGUUAAUGCUCAUCCCAACCCUACGAGGUCGAUCAGGUAUUAUCCCCAUUUUACAGAAAAGAAGGCAGAGUUAGAGGGUUAGGUGACUUGCGAUGAUCUCACAGUCUGGCUCCAAACCUUGUGCUUUGAACCACUACUCUUGCACUAAGAGAUGUCAGUUUUCAAACAUCUUGACCAGGUGACUGAGAUCCAAGAAUUGUCUGGCUGCAAAUGAAACAACAGCGGCUUACUGAGCACUCCCCAGGGGCAGGCCCAGGCCCAGGCCCAGGCCCAGGUGUGCUGUGGGGGUGAGAGGUGCAGGAUACAGUCGGCUAGUAGGGAGAUGAGACAGAUUCAUCCCAAGUUAAAUUUUAGUUAAGCACAAUACGAAAAUGCUGCGUGCAAUAAGACCUGAAUUAUUGAAUGCUGCAAUCAAGAGCUGAAGUUGGGAUAGCCUCAAUUGUUUAUUCACAUAACAUUACCAAGGUGUGAACCCCGUGCCAGGCCUUUUGGGACAUCAGGAAUGGAAAGGAGAAUUCUACACUAACCCUGCCCAGACCCAGACCCUGCCCAGAUCAUCACAAGACAAUGUAGCCAUAGGUGGAGACAGGACCAGAGCACUGACAGGCCCCCAGAGGCUUCAUGGUAAGGAGAGACUGACCAAGUUUUGAUGAAAUGGGGGCAGUCCUGGGAAGGGUUUGUAGAGCAGCAGUAGGAGGAGCAGGGUGGGGAGGAAUGACUCUCCCUAGAGCUACAAAUAGUAUCACCUUACUUUUGGCCAGCACGUUAUUUUCAAAAACACUUUAGCAUCCCUUCCUUUGAACCUCACCUACCCAAGGAGGAAGGCCAGCAGCAUGGUAGAAAGCAAGGUCUGGAAUGGUUAGUGGCAUGUCUGGGGUGGCAGUAGAGCUUGGCCUGAGGCCUAGUCUUUUUUCUCCCUCACCAGUGCUCUUUCCACUCGAUGGCUUUCGAAGCUAUGUCCCUCCAUUGCACCAGAGCUGGAGAGUGGGAAGGCCUUGUUCUGUUAUAUCUGCACAAGUUUCCAUGCCCUCAGAAACUGACUAGUCCUGCAGCAAAGUGGUGUGGCUGAUAGGUCCCAACAACACUUAGUGUGUAGGUAGCUAAUUAUAAAUAGGACUGACCAUGGCUUGGGGCAUAGGUUAUUUAUAAUUUUGCUUCUUUCUUUCUUGCACUGUGCUUCAACUGUUUUUCUAACAGCUUCAUCCAACCUGGGCUCCUGGCAUUGCAUUAUAUAUCCCUCCCAAGCUUCACUCCAGGGAAUGUUCUUUACAUUAAUGACCACUAUCAUUGUCCUCAGUAAGUAACCACAUAGCACCCAUUUACUACAGCCCAAGCACUGUGCUAAGAACUUUGUUUCCUUCAGUCCUCACAUUGAGAUAGGCACUAUUAUCCUCAUUUGACAGAUAAGAAAAACUUUCCUGAGGUUACAUAGCUAUAAAGUGACAGAGAAAGGAAUAAAAAUCCAGGUCUGUCUCCAAACAUCUUAACUAGCCCUCUGUUGUCUGUAUUGCAUGAUAUUUUGCUAUGGUUGCUUUGCUCUCACUGGCAAUAUCUUUGGGUGCCAACACUUUUUGAGAGGAGUCUCUAACAUUUCCCAGGCUUUGGAAAGGUCUAUCCUUUGUGCCUCUAAUGCCUAAUGGCUAGGAACCCUGUCAGAUGUAGGUAUUUGUUGAAUGCACAGGUGAAUCACCUCAAUCCCACAGAUGUACAAUGAACACCUGUUGUGUCACAAGCCCCAUGCUGGAUACUCCAUGAGAAUCCAAGAAAAUGAGGUCUGCUCACUGCCCUUAAG